Dibothriocephalus latus is the source of this 402-nucleotide messenger RNA. NCBI's taxonomy places the organism in Eukaryota, Metazoa, Platyhelminthes, Cestoda, Diphyllobothriidea, Diphyllobothriidae. The record is from the annotation of a GenBank genome assembly.
AUGAUUGUGGGCACCAGUCAUUGGACUGUGGAACUCUGGCGUCGGGCUUGCGCUUCCCUCUCCCAGCUCGGUCGCCUUCUAGACCUCUGGCCGUCCAUAUCGCAUACUGCUAGGACUCGAAAAGCCUCCACAGCCAACGCCAACCACCUCCUCCUUUCGAUGCUGCGUUCAGAGACUGCGGGAAAAGUUGGUUCGAGCGAUAAGGCUGCCGCAGAACUGUUUCGAAGCUUUGUAGACAGGGGCUCCGUCGGUGCCAAGCUCUCGGUUGCCAUCUCCUCUCGGGAGUCCUUCUACCAGACAUACCGUAAAAUGAUUAAUGUGGCAGUCUUUUUCCUGUGGUCAUCUAAACGCAAGCGCAUGUCUGUGCUAACUUCUCUGGAUUUGGCUGAUUUCUUCCGGUAA